AUGCCAGUAUACACAAUUAUUAAUUAUUUCUUGGGUACAAAUAUCAAUGAAAAUAAUAGCAUGAAAGAAGAAGAUAUUAGAAACGAAGAAUUUGGUAAUUCUUUCCAAAUUCCAUCCAACUUUGACCCCAUAGAGAGUAAUAUUUCUUCAACCACUCAUUCAAACUCCACUUCUGAACCAGGAAAUUUAACUGAUAUCGAAUCUACAACUUCUCAGAUUGAAGAAACCCCAAAUUAUCUCCAAGAUUUGCCAAUGACUCCUAAAAAAUUGAAUCCCUCUGCAUUCACACACUCUAGGCCCAAUUCAAGCCUCUGUAAUAAUAAGCCAGCAAUUCUAAAACCAAAUGUUUUGAAAUUCAAAAGCCCAGAAUUUUUAAAUUCAGAUACUACAGAGAAAGGUAUGGAUUGUUCAAAUGUAACUUUCAAUAAUGAAAAUAGAGAUAUAACUAUCAUAAAUAAUGAAGAUAAAUAUGAAAAAAUUACCAAUAUUGAAGAUAAAUGUGACGCUAUUACCAAUACUGAAGAUAAAUAUGACGAUGUCACUACUAAUGAAGAUAAAUAUGAAGAUGCUACAAAUAAUGAGAAUAAAGAUACAGAUAUCACCAAUGAUGAAGAUAAUUAUGGAGAUGCCGCAAAUAAAGAAGAUAACUAUGAAGAUAUUAGUAAUAACGAAAGAACUUAUAAAUCUGAUAAUCGUAUUCUAAGAGGUACUGAUUUGAAUAAACAAGAUGCAUUCAAAGAUGAAACUCCAAAUUAUCCUCAGUUUAGCACAAAAAUUGGUAAGGAAGAAGGGGCAAUGAACCAAAAUAUUUCAGAUACCCAAAUGCUGUGCCUGAUGAAAGAGCCAAGUAACAUGUGGAAUGAUAUUAAAACCAAAACAAAUUCUAUAAGACUGAAUAGUGAAGAACAUAGCCGUAAUAAAAUUGAAAAUAUAAAAAAAUGCAAUCAUCCAAAAACAAGGCACAUUGGUAAUAAAAUUUCUCCAUUAAUAAAUCAAUUUGAGGGAAAUGUUAUUAAUUGCAAUAUAUCUUCCCAUUUUGAAUCUCAAGAACAUACAUUUAUCGUACCAGUACAAAUUACUUCCGCAAAAAGUGAAUCUAACCAAUCUGUAUAUUGUAUUUCAAUGCCAAAUUGGAAACUAAAUGAAAAUAUUCCUACUAAUCUAUUUACAUCAUUGCCCAAUAAUGGAAAAAUGUUGCCACAAAUAGAUUUAAAUAAUUCAGCUUUACUAAAUGAAAAAGUGCAUAUAUUGGAGGAAAGAAUUAAGCAAUUAGACAAGUUUGACAGUCGCAGAUUAAUGAUGAGAAAAGAAAUAACCACCUUAAAGACUUCGAAAAGAGAAUUAAAUGCCAAUUUAAAGAAAUUAGAAGAAGAAAAAAAUGCAUACAAAAGCAAAUAUGAAAAAAGUCAAGAUAUUUUAAAAUCAGUAAAUAAUGAACUAUAUCAUUUAAAAAGACAAAAUGAAAAUACUGAAGAAAAAUUGAAAAAUAUUCUUUUAGAAAAUAAAAUUCUUACAGAUAGGUUAGAACUUCUUGAGAAAGAUAAACUUACUUAUUCAAAAGAAUUACAAAUGAUAUCUAGCAAACUUAAAAUUAAUAAUAAAGAAUUAAGUGCAUAUAAAGAAAAAGUAGUUAAUUUCAAGAGUUAUCUUCCAAAAUUAGUUAAUAUUAUUCAAAACCAACAUAAAAUAUUUAGCGUUAAAAGUAAAGAAAUAAGAAAACUCGUUGAGAAAAACAAAUUAAAAGCCUAUGAAAGUGAAGUUCAGAAGACAACUCUAACAACUGAAGUAAGAAAUGUUGAAAACCAAUUAUCUUCCUCUAGAAUCAUAAUUUUACAUUUAAAAAGAAACUGUAAAAGUCAAUCUGAAGAAUUAAAAGAGCUAAAAAAAGAAACUAGUAAUUAUAAACAACAAAAUUCAGAAUUAAUACAAAAUAAGGUGCAGUUAACUAAUGUUAUCAAAAUUGCAUACAAUUUUCUUCGCUCUUUUGAACUAUAUGACAAACCCAUUUUUGAUAAGUUAAUCCAAGACGAUAAUGAUCCAAUGAUAUUUAUAAAAAAAUUAUCUCAGAUAAAGAACUCAGACUUUAAUGACAUGUUUUCAAAGCUUUACAAAACUUCAGGGUUUAUUACAGAAGAUAUUGAAGAAAUGAAAGUUUCUUUCCCUAAAAUCAGUGACAUGAGUAAAAAGGUAAUAACUUCUUUAAACUCAUUAUUAGAAAAUCAAAAUGCACAUUUGGAAAGAAUAGAAAAUCUUGCUGCAUCAACAGAUAUCUUUAAUACUGAAAUAUCUAGCACAAAAAAAUUACUAACUGACAUCAAAAAGGAAAAUGAAGUCAGUGAAACUAAAAGAAUUAAUUUCCAGGAUAAGUUGUUGAAGACUGAGACUCAAAAUGAAAUUAAUCUGAAAUCAUUACUUUUGAAGAAGGAUAAUUGUAAUGAAGAACUUACAGAACAAUUAUCAAGUUGUUUGAAAUAUAUGUCCGAUAUGGAACAUACAAUGCAAAAUGAGAUUUCAAGAAUUGGAAUUUUACAGUCAAUUUUAGUAGUCAAAGAAACUGAAGUUGAAGCACUUAAUAACAAGCUUAACGCUCAAUCAGAAAAUAUUAAUGAGCUAACCAAAAAACUGGAAAAAUUAACUGGAGAUAAAUCUCUGAGAAUAACCGAAAAUAACAUUCGCAACACAUUCAAGGGAGACGGUAGUAAUUCCCUGAUAGAGAACUUAAAACUUGAUCAAGUAGAUGAAUUGACAAUGAUUCAACUUCAAAAUGCAUUGAAAAAUAUUAUUGUUUCAUUGAAAAUCCCAUUUGACAAAUUUUCUUAUAAAAUGCCUCUUAUAACAAUUUAUAUUCAUUUAGAAAGGGUAAUAUUUCUAAAAUUUAUUAACCGUAUACAUUUCAAACUGCAUGAUCGAUAUUUUGAAAUGGAACGUUUUACCACCGAAGCUUAUGUCCAGUUUAUGAAUACCCAUGACCUAAAUACGGUGAAGCAUCCUAUUGCCACUUAUUUACAUUCAAUGUUAAAAGAAUUAGAAAAUAAGAUCGAAGAUCAAUAA
This is a messenger RNA of Henningerozyma blattae CBS 6284, 3051 nucleotides long. RefSeq lists its product as uncharacterized. The transcript has a single exon. Lineage: Eukaryota; Fungi; Ascomycota; Saccharomycetes; Saccharomycetales; Saccharomycetaceae. The record is from RefSeq and is a predicted model, not a curated record. Bases 1 to 3051 code for a protein of 1016 amino acids.